This is a messenger RNA of Octopus bimaculoides (California two-spot octopus), 6296 nucleotides long. RefSeq names its product NAD kinase 2, mitochondrial. The record is from RefSeq and is a predicted model, not a curated record. Gene Ontology annotation, molecular function: NAD+ kinase activity. NCBI's taxonomy places the organism in Eukaryota, Metazoa, Mollusca, Cephalopoda, Octopoda, Octopodidae. Gene Ontology annotation, cellular component: mitochondrion. Gene Ontology annotation, biological process: NAD+ metabolic process; NADP+ biosynthetic process.
AGAUGUGUUAUCGCUCACACAGUGGAGUUUUUUGUUAGCCCUCCACUGCCAGUUGUUGUUAUUUAAUUGUUUGGAUUACAUUAAAUGACUUUGCUGAUGUGGAAUUGUAAAAGAUUGUUAUUGUUCAACUGCCUUCCUUCGUUGGUAAAACAUUGUAAGAAAUGUAGUCACUUUCAGAAGCAACUUCUAUGUUCUUUUUCCUUGCGAACUUUCUUCAGUGGACCCCAACUAAACCAAACUAGUAAUGCCAAACAAACCUUUAACCCGAAGAAAGCUGUUAUUUUAUCAAAGGUUACACGAUAUGAAUACGAGAAACUGUUGUUUGGUGAUGGCACUGAAGAGCAACUCAUUCAAAAUCUGAGAGGAAAGAUGUCUGAUUACUAUGGCUUGCUUCAAAGACACAACAUCCAUCAACAGUGCGUCCAAAAUAUUACAAAAUCACUUGAGGAUCUUGGAAUUGAAACAAAGGUUGUGCAACGAUUUGACUUUGACAGUAAUUUAAUCAACUGGGCUGAUAUAGUGAUCUCUGCUGGUGGAGAUGGUACUUUCCUUUCGGCUGCAAGCAAGAUUACCAACCGAGACAAGGCGGUUAUUGGAAUAAACACUGACCCUUCCAGAUCUGAAGGUUAUCUUUGCUUACCCAAAAUCAAAACCUACAAUUUGAAAUCUAUGAAAGCCUCUUUUGCCAAACUUCUUGCUGGUGACUUUCGAUGGAAGUGGCGCCAAAGAAUUCGAAUCAGUAUGUCCGGAAAAUAUAUGUAUGAUGAUCCUGUAGAACUUCACGAUCAACAACUACACUUUCAUGAACAUCGUUUCACUGAGCACGUCAGGGAAAACGAAAUGUUUAAUAAAAAUGAGUCUUUAACACCAAAGGACACAACUCGUAUUUUACCCUUAUUGGCUCUUAAUGAAGUUUUCAUGGGCGAAUCUUUAUCAUCACGAGUUUCAUACUAUGAACUUUCUAUUGAUGAAGCACCAAAAAUCAAAUUGAAAAGCUCAGGAAUAACUGUCUGCACAGGAACUGGCUCCAGCUCUUGGCAUUUCCAUAUUAAUCAUAUUCCACAGCAAUCAGUUCAAGAGAUUCUUAAACUUGCUGGAAAAGUUGCCAAAUGUGAUCUGAAUUGGAGUAGUGAUACUGUCCGAAAGGUUACUGAAAGUUUCAACCAGUCUUUGUGGUUUGAUCCUGAAAUCCCUAAAAUGGCAUACACUAUCAGGGAUCCUGUCAUGAAUAGUGUUUUCCAAAUUCCAAAUCCUCGUGGAUGUGUCCAUAAAAUCAAAGUCCAUUCCCGUAUGUGGGACGCGUGUCUUGUGAUCGACGGAGGGUCGUCAUUUACAUUUAACGACGGAGCAGAAGCCACACUUGAAAUACACGAAGAAGAUGCUUUAAGGACUGUUUCUCUGGAUUAAAGACUGACAUGAACUUUAUGCAUUUCUUUUUGUUGGAAAGUUAAAUUAUUCUGAUGUACAAUGACAGAUGAAAUGAAUAGAUUUACAAAUGAGUCUAAGACAUUUACCUCCCAUGGACGAUAAUACCCCAAAAACAAUUACCCCUGAGGACAACUGAUGCUUUAAAACUUCUUAAUAUAUUGGAGAGGGGAUAAUUGUCCUAGGGGGUAGUUGUCGUUGAGGGGAAUUGUCCCAUGGCGGGUAAUUGUCCUGAUACGUUACAAACAGUAUUUUGUUUCAAUCUGCUAGGUAAACAUAUCAAUCUGUGACUCAAGCAAUUGUUGUGUCUGGUGUUCAAGUAUAAGUUAUGAUUUAUUUUCUUUAAAAAAAACAAACAAAAACCCUUUUGUAGAAUAUCUUCCAAAUACAUUUGUAUCAUUUAGCACUGAGUGACUACCGUAAGAAAACUUGCAGGUAACCUACCAACAACUUAGUACAUGUGAGUACAAGCACAAAAACCGGUUCACAAGUCAACAUCAUUAGAUUGUGGCUGACAUAAUGGAAUAGGAGCUUUAUCUGUAUAUUCAAAAUGUUUUCCAUGAACAAAUUUAAAAGGUGUGUGUGUGUGUGUGUGUGUAGCCCAUAUCAGAGAUCCCCUUCGGUCAUGAAUGACCAUGGGAUUGCACCUAGAAAGUUACCCUCUGAGGCACAAAUCCAGGCAAGGUUGUUUAUGGGAGACCAGCAGUCGCCCAUGCAUACCAGCCUCCCUUCUCCAUGCCACCGAUGUUGUCCAAGGGAAAGGCAAAGGGGCCGAUACAGCUUGGCACCAGUGACGUCGCAACUCAUUUCUACAGCUGAGUAAACUGGAGCAGCGUGAAAUAAAGUAUCUUGAUCAAGAACACUACACGCAGCCUGUUCUGGGAAUCGAACUCACAACCUCAUGGUCGUAAGUUUGAUGCUCUAACCACUGAGCCUUGUGCCUUCACAGUAGCCCAUAUAGCACCUUUAUAAAUAGGGCUGAUUUAGUUGUUUCUCCAUAGAUUGGGAAAAACGAUGAACAACCUUAAUGAAUCUUCGAAUCUUAUUGGAUUCUCCUCAUCAGAGUUGUCUUCAUCAAUUUGACCAAUUCCUGAGAAACAGGCACACAUGUACAUCCGUAAAUUGAUGCAUACAUACCAUUCAUGCAUCCGUAAAAGGUUUUGUUAUGCAGUCUUUUAGGCAACCAUAUUAUCAGUUUAAAAUCAAAGAAUAAAUGCAACAGAAAUAUCUGCUUUCAUUUAAAAACACACACAUACACAAGCACUCACACACACACACACGCAUUAAAUGACAACUAAUUAGCUAGGAAUACUGAAACUAUUUGAAGCUAGCUGUAGCAUAAUGUCAAUCCAAAUGCCCACCACCUCAGAUCUAACAUAAUACACAGCAAAAAAAAGUAAGCACUUUUUUAUUGCACUGCAAGAACAAAAGUUUCCAUGGAAAAAAAAAUGAUGUUAUUUAAAAAAAAUACUCGUAAACCAAAGCAUAUAUUACACCCUGAAACGUAUAUCAUCAUCAUUGAACACUUAACAUGAGAUGGAUAAUAUCUCUGCCCUUGUCAUUUCCUUUGUGAGAUCCAACCCCCUGAGAUCUGCUUCCACCUCUUCACCCCAUGUUUUUCUCAUCCUCUUCUUCCUCAGUUCCCUUCCUCUUGCAUCUUUACCCAACAAUCAUCUUCCACAUUCAUCACAUGUUCGUCUCCUUUUUUUUCUUUCUUUCAUCUCUUAUUCAUUCGCAUAAUUGUUCUGCACCAAACCAGGCACACUCUUUCCUGCCUUUGUACCUCCUCUGCAGUCGGUGCCCAUGUUUUGUUGCUAUGCCAAAUUCUCCGCAAGCAUCAUGCAACUUACUCUCCACUCAAAGAUAACACCUCUUUAAACUUUUUGCAACCCAUUCUGACUCUGAUCUCUAUAUUUACGGACACCUUCCACCAAUCCCACACCCAUGCUGCUAUUUACAUCACCUUGGUGACAGGAGCUAUCAAGUGUUCCUUUGGCGCCUUCCUAGCACUCAAAAGUAUUUACUUCAAGAAUAUUCUUGGAGUUCUUUUUGCAUCUGCUGCAUAUGAAGUCUUCCUUUAUUUGCCCCAGCUUAUCUGUGAUCCCUUCUGCACCCGUGUUUACUACUUCAGAUAUGUUGUAUGGAACCCCUACUUAUUCAUUUUGCUACAUAUCAAACAGGACCACUACCCCAAUGGUAGUACAAGGAUCCUGUAUUCUUUCCUGCUUACUAAGACUUCAAUUUUUGCUAACUUUUAUUUUGAGAUUUCUCAAUUCUAGGCUUUGAUUCUAUGUGAAGAAUUUCUUUUUUGUUUGAAAGAUUCAGUUACAAGAAUUUGGUCUUCAUCAUACAGGAGUUCCCGCAGACAGCUGCUGGUAAACUCUUCUGUAAUGGCCUGGAGAACUAUAAUCAACAGAGGGCAGCUGAGAAACAAUCUUUGAUGGACACUUGCUUUUUCACAUGAAACUCUUUACAAAUUCUUACCUUGCUGAUGGCAUCUCUCAGGAAUUGAUGGUCGGGAGGUCUCAUUAAUAAUGGGUCUGUCAGAAGAUAGCCAUUAGGAUAGAAUUGAUAGAAUAUAGCAAAGAAGUAGAAUGAAGAUGAUAUAUUAGCUGAGGAACUGGUCAGGAGUCUAGAAGAACUGGUUUGAAAAGGCAAAAGGACUGAUGCGUUAGCAACCAAAAUAGUGCUUGACUGUCUCUUUGCAAAACAUGAAGGUUGCAUUGUCAGAACUAAAAUAUAAUGGGAGCAUUUUAAUGAAACCCAAUGAACAACAUGUGCCAUUCAAUUCCAGGCAGAUGUGUGCGGUUUUCUAGCAGCCCAUUUUGCAACUGUUUGGGAGUAGAGCGGAGGUAGUGGACUUCAGUGUCUACUUUUGUAGAAGAAAUUAAGUCAGUUCUAUAUUUAAGAGAUGAGGAAUUAUAUACAUUAUUUACAUUUGAUGGAUAUUUGUCCUCAUCUUGUUUGUUGUUAACACGUUUCGGCUGAUAUACCCUCCAGCCUUCAUCAGGUGUCUUGGGGAAAUUUCGAAACUAUGCCCUGAAUAAUAAUAAUAAUAAUAAUAAUAAUAAUAAUAACAACAUUCAAAAAUACCUCAGGAAUGAGAACCCAGGUUUGAAAUUUCCCCAAGACACCUGAUGAAGGCUGGAGGGUAUAUCAGCCGUAACAUUGUGAAAACAACAAACAAGAUGAGGACAAAUAUCCAUCAAAUGUAAAUAAUGUAAAUAAGAAAUUAAGUGUUGUAACAAACAAUGGUGACAGUUGUGAUAGAGUUUGCAUAGAGUGGAUGUGCAAAUGGUAAGUUUCCUUACAGACUUUAUAGAUGCAUAACAAAUGUGUCUAUCACAAGUAGCCAGUCUGAUCUACAAAUGGACUGAGAGGAAGCUGUUGCUGAAUAGCCGGGAAGAGUUGGAGAAUGUAAUAUGAAUAUAUUGCAAGAGAAAGGACUCUUUGUUGAAAGGUUUUGUCUAAAGACAAUCAAAGAGUUAAGUGAUAUACUUCUGUUUUGCAAUUAACAGGUGGGUCUUCAUAUUUUCUCGAAAGGGGAUUUAGAGAAAUUCUGGCCAGUGUGUGGAAGGAUGUGCCUCUUGAAGGAGCAAGGCAUAUGAAAGCAUGGCCUGUCUAAGCUUGAGAAUGAGGCAAAGGGGUUAGCAGAGAUUGUGCACCGCAAUCUUGCCCAUGGUCUGGAGGUACAGAUUAUGGGAAAGGUAUGUAAUAGUCAUGGUCAGAGAUAUUGGGUGCAAACGUGAACCCUCAUCUGGUUGUCUCUUUUGCAGCAUUAUACUGGCAGGAAGUGAGUGCAGAUGAGACCUGUAACAACGUGAUGAAGUGGAGUCUACAUGGACGAUCCUAAUGUCCCCCAAAGACCACAAGGGUAUUCAGUAACAUAUGUCCAUUGCUGGAAUGGUGGUGCAGGACAGAAGGCCCAGUUGCUAUACAUGUAGGAGUAUGAACCAUUUGAGGGUUUUCUGUUAAAAAGGUGAAAGAUUCUCCCAGGCAGCAGCAACAAUAGUUAGGAAGUAGAAGAUGAUUGAUGGUGGUGUAACUGUUGCCAUGACAACACCACCACCGCUCUGGAGAUGGAUGGAGCAGAAACACAAAGCCACCUUAUCCUCAGCACUAGGGAUGAGCCCCUGCAAAGUGAGGGCACUGAGAAACUAAAGGGUCUUUCUUCCCUCCAACGCAGAAGUGACCAGGCUGUUCUAACUUGUGGUGUGGUGAUGAGGAGGAGAUGGGCCCUGGAGAUAGAAAAAGCAUCGGGAAGAAUAGAAAGAAAGACAACUAGGACUGUGGAAGACAGUCACAGAGAGAUAUCUGGUUCUUUGAAAGAAGAAUGAAAGCUUUAGGGGGCUGCUAAAGAAGCUAAAAAUAAAGGGCCAGAAGAAAUGUACUGAAAGCUACCCAAACUAUUCCAAGGGUGACAAGUUCAAAAGAAGCCAUCUGAAGAACUCGUUAGUCCAACAAAAUAUAUUUUGUUGGGCUAAUGACUAUAAGUUAAAUAUUUUAACCAAUCACACAAACUAUGUAGAGCUAAGGGACCACCCUGCAGAGCCUGUGGGAUUCUUCACAGAUUGACUAAAGCCAAAGACGAGCACGUUUGAAUAUGGAAGGUGAAGGCCCAGGGUACAGUGAGGAGAGGAAAGGAUUGCUCAAUACGGAUAAUGAUCUGAGUUGUGGGGUGCCCUAAUCUUCCGAAGUGGGUUUUUUUUUUUAUAGGUGGGUGCUUUUGAUGGUUUACUACAUUUUUUUACCGUCUUCCACAUUUUAUUUGAUUUUGUAGCACCCCACAGGAUUUUGUAACCUUUCUGUAUGGCGUGUUUUGUACAUGUUUUGGCCUACAGUGUCCAAUAAAUUAAUAAUGUUAAUAAAAA